AUGGAGUACAACAAAGAAAGCGACGAGGGUGAACGGUGGCGCGAAGAUGCAAACCUGCUCUCGUUGGGGCAUCAGGAGCGACGAUUCAGCCCGAAAAGAUUGUUGCCGACAUCUCUAGGCUGGACAUCUUUCUCUUGGGCCCUCAACAUCAUACUGGCAAUCAUCAGCGUCUACCUUUGGUGGCGUGCACGACAUCAGCCUUGCCCAUACAUGUGGGACAGCAGCAGCGAGCCUGGUGCAUACUCACCCGCCGAUGAGGCCGUUGAAUACGCGCCUAAGCUCUUUCACAAUCGCUUCGACGGCGACAUCUCUCCGUACCAAGGUUGGCCGACAGACGAGUCGGACGCCCUCUGGGUUGACUUAUACGACAAGGGUUCCAGCGUGCGAAUUGGUAAAGAAUCGCAUGAUCGACUCCUGAACAAGACGGCACAGAUCCCGUUGGUCGGACACGAGCAAGAUCACUUUUUGGGAAUAGAUGUAUUCCACCAGCUCCAUUGCUUGAACGUGAUCCGAAAGGCAUUUUAUCCGCGCCGCUAUAACGUCUCUAUGGUGAACUCGGAUGGAACCAUAGACUUCCUCGAAUGGAUGCAUGUUGAUCAUUGCAUCGAGUCCCUCCGACAGUCCGUAAUGUGUCACUCCGACACCAGCACCGUCACGUUCCGUUGGUCGGACACGUCCCAGUCUCUGAAGCCGCGACUGGACAGUGUGCACAUGUGCCGCAACUUCACAAAGAUUAGAGAAUGGGCCCUCGAGCGGCACAUCGACGUUGGCAACAAGCGGGCGCACGUGGAAAACGGGCAGGUUGUCGAUUACAGCUCGACUGCGCCCGAUCUGUAUAAGUUGGCGGAUGAAAUGAUUCCCCAUGAUUGGAAUAAGACGAUAGAAGAUAUGUGA
This is a messenger RNA of Purpureocillium lilacinum, 894 nucleotides long. RefSeq lists its product as uncharacterized. The record is from RefSeq and is a predicted model, not a curated record. Lineage: Eukaryota; Fungi; Ascomycota; Sordariomycetes; Hypocreales; Ophiocordycipitaceae. Gene Ontology annotation, biological process: mycotoxin biosynthetic process.